CUCCCACAAUGCCACUCUGCUAUCUCUGUCUAUUCUUAGGCUGUCACUUCAGCUCAGAGCAGGCAGGUUCCUCUUCUUCCUCAGCUUCCCUCGGUGCCUUCGCCUCAGUUCCCCCAUCGUUCUCCUGCUGUCCUCCUCCAGAGCCUCCGUCCCGUCUCUCUGCUCAGCGUGGGGCUGUGCUUCAGAGAUCCGCCCUCAGUUUGGAGCUCCUCCUGGCUUCUCUGGAAGAAUGAGCGCCUACACGGUGACCCUGCCAGGCCCCGGGCCCUGGGGCUUCAGGCUGCAGGGGGGCAAGGACUUCAACAUGCCUCUGACCAUCUCCAGGAUCUCUCCGGGCAGCAAGGCGGCGCAGGGGAACCUGAUCCAGGGCGACGUCAUCGUCGCCAUCGAUGGCGUCAGCACAGAGGGGAUGACGCACCUGGAGGCGCAGAACAAAAUCAAGAUGGCCCAUCACAACCUGGCGCUCACCAUGACCAAGUCGAAGCGACCAGUUCCAAUGGCGCCACCAAGAAUGGAUGCAGGGAUUCCCAUGAUCCCCCAUCAGCAGUCGGUGCAGGUAAAUGGCCGCCCAUCGGCCUCAUCCAAGCCUGUAGAGAAAGGCUCUCCCGGGAGGAGAGGGGAAGCGGUCAGCCCCCGUCAGAGGAGGCAGUAUAACUCCCCUAUCGGCCUGUACUCAGAGGAGACUCUGAGGGAGAUGGCAGCCAUGCAGGCGGGUCGGCCUGUUGGCUGCAGUCCGGUGUCGGGUAAGGACCGGCUGGUGGACGGCACCUCCCCGGUCCAUCAGGCGGUCCGGAUCACAGAGAAGGACCAGGACCUGAAUGACUGGGGCCGUCGCAGCACCAGCUCCCAGUCCAAGACCUUCCAGCUCCUGGCCCACAUGACCCACACCGAGUCCUCUCUGCAGCAUCAGCAGGAGGAGGAGGAGGAGGUGACGAGGAGGAGCAGCCAGUACCGAAUGCCCCCACCCAUGUACCAGGCUCCGCCCCCUCAGCAAUACCAACCAAUCCAACAGCAGUACCAACCAAUGCCGCAGCAGUACCAACCAGUCCCACAGCACUACCAGCAGCCACCCCCACAACAAGCCCCGCCCACCCAGCAGAGCUCCAUCCAGAUCCCUGUUGGCUCCGCCCCCCCUAAGGUUGUCAGCACGGCCUGCAUCUACCCCUCCCAGCCAGCUCCAGUCCCCAACCACCCCCCACCUCCAGGGGGCGCCCCUGCCCCGCCUCCUUCUGCUCCUGCUAUGGACUCCGGCACCUCCGGCAGACCGCCGUGGGUGACCGACACCAACUUCGCCGAUAAGUUUGACCCCGGUAAGACGACCACCUCCUCCAUGAAGGUUCAGCCGCUUCCCCAAGGAGCCCCUCCCCCACCGACCUACAUCCCUAACCCCUCACCCGCUGGACCGGCGGCUCCCAGCCCCGCCCCAGUCACGCCUAGCCCCGCCCCUUUCCUUCCUGUGGCGAGGGGCGUGGCCCAGAGAGCAGAGCGGUUUGCCGCCAGCAGCCGUACGCCGCUGUGUUCGGCCUGCAACAGUGUCAUCAGGGGGCCCUUCCUGGUGGCCCUCGGCAGGUCCUGGCACCCCGAGGAGUUCAACUGUCACUACUGCCACGUGUCCCUGGCCGACGUCAGCUUCGUGGAGGAGCAGAACAACGUUUACUGUGAGAACUGCUACGAGGAGUUCUUCGCUCCGACCUGCGCUCGCUGCAACACCAAGAUCAUGGGGGAGGUGAUGCACGCCCUGCGGCAGACGUGGCACACCACCUGCUUCGUCUGUGCCGCCUGUGGGAAACCGUUCGGCAACAGCCUGUUCCACAUGGAGGACGGAGAACCGUACUGUGAGAAAGACUACAUCUCCCUCUUCAGCACCAAAUGUCACGGCUGCGACUUCCCCGUGGAGGCUGGAGACAAAUUCAUCGAGGCUCUGGGUCACACCUGGCACGACACCUGCUUCGUGUGCGCGGUCUGCCAUGUGAACCUGGAGGGUCAGCCCUUCUACUCCAAGAAAGACAAGCCUCUGUGCAAGAAGCACGCUCACGCCAUCAACGUGUAGACCCUCGGCUGGCGGAGCCCCGCGGCCCCCAGCUGGACGCUGCCGCGCUAACCGGGCCGGAAACUCACGGAUUUGGGUUUAUUUGUGCGUUACUGAUGUUGAAACGAUGCUGCCUGGUGGUUCUGCUUCCAGACAGGAACUCCUGCUGUUGUCUGGCUGAGUUACAUCAGAGCGCCGUUCAGUUCAGACACAGCCAGGUUCACGCUAAAGCAAAACGGCACAGCAGACAGAAAAAUAACUUUUUACUUUUAGUUGUUUAUUGAACUUUGAUGUUUUCUCCACAAAAAUCUUAUUCAUUCU
Molecule: messenger RNA, 2350 nt
Organism: Fundulus heteroclitus (mummichog)
Lineage: Eukaryota; Metazoa; Chordata; Actinopteri; Cyprinodontiformes; Fundulidae
Product: LIM domain-binding protein 3
Exons: 12
Coding region: 230-2050 (606 amino acids)
Biological process (GO): heart development; muscle structure development; actin cytoskeleton organization
Cellular component (GO): stress fiber; filamentous actin; Z disc
Molecular function (GO): actin binding; muscle alpha-actinin binding
Source: RefSeq, a predicted model, not a curated record